Sphenostylis stenocarpa is the source of this 924-nucleotide messenger RNA. The record is from the annotation of a GenBank genome assembly. Lineage: Eukaryota; Viridiplantae; Streptophyta; Magnoliopsida; Fabales; Fabaceae.
AUGGCCACUGUUGUUGGACUAAGGUUUCCAUUGCCUGUGUUGGGUUCUGUUUCUGUUUGCUACUCUUCAACCUUUGCCACUACUCUGUCAAGAGCACCAAUAAAGAAGUUGAAUCUGAAAGUUAAGGGUCCUCGUCGCAUGGUUCUGGGCCUUGGAGUUUCCUUCUUCUCUCAGUUUAUGACUAUGGCUGGUUCUAUGGGUAGCAGGUCCUUCUUUGCCUCCGCUAGGAUAACGGGUGGUCCCUCUGUGGAUGAGAUACUGAAGAAUGUCGAAUGGCCCGAGCAGUUCCCCUUUAAGGAGGAGGAUUUCCUGCGCUUUGAUGAGACAUCAGAUUCCUUGUUCUACGAAGCACCUCGUUUUGUGACACACAUUGAUGACCCUGCAAUUGCUGCUCUGACUAAGUAUUACUCCAAAGUUUUCCCACCUAGCAACACUCCUGGAGUUAGCAUCUUGGAUAUGUGUAGUAGUUGGGUCAGCCAUUUUCCAUCAGGAUACAAGCAAGAACGAGUGGUGGGAUUAGGCAUGAAUGAAGAAGAGCUGAAGAGGAACCCAGUUCUCACAGAGUAUGUUGUGCAAGACUUAAAUGUGAACCCCAAACUCCCAUUUGAGGAUAACUCCUUCGACAUAAUCACUAAUGUGGUCAGUGUUGAUUACCUUACAAAGCCUCUUGAUGUUUUCAAGGAGAUGGGCAGGGUACUGAAGCCAGGUCGACUAGCCAUAAUGAGCUUUUCAAACCGAUGCUUCUGGACAAAAGCCAUUUCUAUAUGGACAUCAACUGGGGAUGCUGAUCAUGUUAUGAUUGUUGGAUCAUAUUUCCAUUAUGCUGGAGGAUUUGAACCUCCGCAGGCUGUGGAUAUAUCUCCUAAUCCUGGACGCUCAGAUCCUAUGUACAUUGUGUACUCUAGGAAGCUCUCUACUGCUUGA